AUGCACAUCUUAAUCCUUGAAACCGUGGAAAAGCAAGCCAAUUCUUCUGAGCUCGGGGACAAGAAGCGACCUCCCUCUAGCCGUAAACUGCUCCGAACCACUGUCCUCCUCUACCGUAAAGGAGGUCUCCGUCUUUUUGUGAAUGGCAUCGGUUCCGCCUGUACCUACUGGGCAAUGCAGUCCUCGAUAACGAAACUAUCGACUAUUCUACUUCCUGGUCCGGUCGCGUAUAUUAUUGCAUCGGUACUGCUCGCUGAGACCCGUUUCUUCUGGACUGUGCGCACCGUCAUUCCGCGCGACCAGCUAGACUUCGUGCCCUACACCCGCGACCGCCAACGAUGGAAAGCCCUGGUGUUCCCCACUUUGAUCUAUGCCGCGGCCGAGUCGGUGAUGAUGUAUGUGCCGGCUCUAUUUGACAGCAGCCUUGCCCCAUCGUCGGACGAGGAAGUCACUAUAGCCGGGCUGUCGUACAUUGUGAGAUCGGACAUCCUGAUAUCGGGGUUCAUGCUCUCUGUCCAGCUGUUUCUCCUCCUGCCUUCUUAUAUGGUGUUAAUCCUGACCCAGGCCAGUCUGCUGCCGCCAAAUUGCGAGACGCUGAUCUUUGCCCCGGGACAGCAGCAUCGGGGUAGACGGGUGGGAGAGAUCUUUCCGACAGUCAACCGAGGACCCCUACAAGCACAGGAGGCGGUGCAGAUGAUUGGCGUGGGACAGUUGCUCUGGUAUCUGGAACUGCAUGAAAAGAUGUGUUUAUGUUUGGUUGUGGUUUCUGCUGUAGUGCAUUCGUUAGUCUACUCUAUGUUGUAG
Molecule: messenger RNA, 804 nt
Organism: Penicillium mononematosum
Lineage: Eukaryota; Fungi; Ascomycota; Eurotiomycetes; Eurotiales; Aspergillaceae
Exons: 1
Coding region: 1-804 (267 amino acids)
Source: RefSeq, a predicted model, not a curated record